AUGAACCUUUGUUUAGGUUCCGCUGAAUGGAGAAUCUUUGGGAAAUCCCAAUACCUUCCAGUUUUUACAAUGAAAACAUGGAUCAAUGCACAAAGAGACUGUUUAAGUAAUGGUUCAAGGCUUACAGAGAUUGAAACUGUCGAAGAAUAUGAUUUUGUGAAGAACAUUGCGAGAGAAUUGAAUGCAGAGUAUGUCUUUAUUGGCGGUACAGACGCCUUUGAAGAAGGAAAUAUGGUCUGGUGGUCAACUCUUCAGUCUGUGGAUCCGGGUCUACAUCAUCUGUGGUCACCUAACCAGCCUGAUAAUUUCAAUAACAAUGAACAUUGUAUGAAUCUUAUUAAACCUGAGGAUUAUAAGUUGAAUGAUGGUAGCUGUCAAUCUAAAUAUCCUUUUAUUUGUGAACGCAAUAUUUAA
Messenger RNA from Saccostrea echinata, 414 nucleotides. RefSeq names its product C-type lectin domain family 4 member K-like. The transcript has 3 exons. Lineage: Eukaryota; Metazoa; Mollusca; Bivalvia; Ostreida; Ostreidae. The record is from RefSeq and is a predicted model, not a curated record. Bases 1 to 414 code for a protein of 137 amino acids.